AUGCAAUUUCGCAACCCAUUUAGAGAGGACUUGAACCAAGACGGCGUCCCAGAUUGGGCGGAAAACCCCCAGGCGCAGGGCCCGGACUACGAUGGCGACGGGGUCCCAGACAAUGUAGAUGGCGACGCUGAUGGGGACGGUGUGCCAGACGCUGCUAAUUGGAACGCCGCCCCUGCCGGCGUCGGCUUUGAGAGCGGCGGCUUUGAGGGGGGCUGCGGCGGCGGCGCGCCGGACUACGAUGCUGAUGGCGUCCCUGAUUACGCCGAUGCCGACGCUGACGGCGACGGCGCCGCGGACGCCAACACCUGGGAAGCUGGAGAUGGAGGCGGCGGCGAUGAUGGCGGCGGCGGCUUCGACGACGGCGGCGGUGAUGAUUUUGGCGGCGGCGACGACUUUGGUGGUGGUGAUGAGUGA
Molecule: messenger RNA, 414 nt
Organism: Monoraphidium neglectum
Lineage: Eukaryota; Viridiplantae; Chlorophyta; Chlorophyceae; Sphaeropleales; Selenastraceae
Exons: 4
Coding region: 1-414 (137 amino acids)
Source: RefSeq, a predicted model, not a curated record